AUGCAUACCAGUAUACCACCACCAUCAUCAAUCCAUCACCACCCAGAUCUGAGACGAUCAGAUAACAAACAGCUCAGCCAAGGCGAUAAGCAUGGCGUUCCAUCUCCCCACGCUCUGCGCUGCUCCUAGCACAUUCCUCCUCGUCUCUUCCCCUCACUCCCGGCAGACUAACUCCAUCCCGGCAACAGCGCGUCGUCAUCGUCGUCGUAACCCCGCGCGCCCCGUGAAGGCGACCACGUUGGCGGAGGAGGCCUCGACAGACUGCGACGACACGAAGCUCUCUGCGUGGACCAGCGUCCGGCAGGAGCGGUGGGAAGGCGAGCUCGCCGUCGAAGGACGCCUCCCUGAUUGGCUGAACGGCACGUACCUGCGGAACGGGCCGGGGCUGUGGGACGUGGGCGGCGGCGACUUCCACCACCUGUUCGACGGCUACGCCACGCUGGUCCGCAUCUCCUUCCGGCAGGGCCGCGCCACGGGCGCGCACCGUCAGAUCGAGUCGGACGCGUACAAGGCCGCCGUGGCGAGCGGCCGCCCCGUCCUGCGCGAGUUCUCGCAGUGCCCCAAGCCCCGUAACCUGCUCGACCGCGUGACCAACGCCGUCGGGAUCGCCAGCGGCGCGGUGCUCACGGACAACCCCAACAGCGCCGUCCUGCCGCUCGGGGACGGCCGGGUGCUGUGCGUCACCGAGACCACCAAGAGCUCCAUCCUGAUCGACCCGGACACGCUCGCCACGGUCGGCAAGUUCGAGUACGCAGACGGCCUCGGCGGCAUGAUGAUACAGUCCGCGCACCCGAUCGUGACCGAGUCCGAGCUCCUGACUGUGCUCCCCGACCUCGCGCGGCCGGGACACCUCGUCGUCAGGAUGGCGGUCGGGAGCGACGAGAGAAAGGUGGUGGGCAGGGUGGGCUGCCGCGGGGGGCCGACCCCGGGGUGGAUGCACUCGUUCGCCGUCACGGAGAACUACGUCGUCGUGCCGGAGAUGCCGCUCCGGUACUCGGCCAGCAGCCUGGUCAAGUCGGAGCUCGCCCCGUACUACGCCUUCGAGUGGCUCCCGGCGUCCGGCAGCUACAUGCACGUCAUGUGCAGGUCCACCGGGAAGACGGUGGCGAGCGUCGAGGUGCCGCCGUUCAUGGCGAUCCACUACAUCAAUGCGUACGAGGAGAAAGACGAGGACGGCCGGGCUGCGGCCGUCAUCGUCGACUGCUGCGAGCACUACGGCGACCCCGCCAUCAUCGAGACGCUUGUCCUCCACAGGUUGAGAUCGCUCAGGGACGAGGACGUGUUGCCUAACGCCAGGGUGGGCCGGUUCACGAUACCGCUGGACGGGAGCCCGUACGGCGAGCUCGAGACGGCGCUGGGCCCGGAGGAGCACGGCCGUGGGAUGGACAUGUGCAGCAUCAACCCGGCCUACCUCGGCAAGAGGUACCGGUACGCCUACGCCUGCGGCGCCCGCCGGCCGUGCAACUUCCCCAACACCGUCACCAAGAUCGACCUGGUCGAGAAGACGGCCAAGAAUUGGCACGAUGAGGGCGCCGUGCCGUCCGAGCCCUUCUUCGUGGCCAGGCCCGGAGCAACGGACGAAGACGAUGGAGUGGUGAUAUCUAUUGUAAGCGCCGUCGGUGGAGAUGGCUAUGCGCUAGUGCUGGACGCGACGACGUUCCAAGAGAUUGCGCGCGUGAGGUUCCCUUAUGGCCUGCCCUACGGCUUCCACGGUUGCUGGAUCCAUGACAAAGAUCUUACCAGGCGUUUUGAUAGCAGUGUACAAGUUAAUUAGCUACACGGUGCACCAGUAUGUAAACAAAUGUUCCUUCUGCAGUAGUGAGGGAUGUAUCGAAACUGUUGGAUUUUAAUCCAAUUGUCAGAAAAGUGGUAUAAUUCACUCAUGAAAUCUACUAGUAGAUGAACAGGUAGUUUCAUAAUAAAAUGGAGUUUGGUUCCAUUGACCCAA
Setaria italica (foxtail millet) is the source of this 1948-nucleotide messenger RNA. Its product is annotated as carotenoid cleavage dioxygenase 8 homolog A, chloroplastic. Lineage: Eukaryota; Viridiplantae; Streptophyta; Magnoliopsida; Poales; Poaceae. Bases 92 to 1774 code for a protein of 560 amino acids. Gene Ontology annotation, biological process: carotene catabolic process. The record is from RefSeq and is a predicted model, not a curated record. The transcript is spliced from 5 exons. Gene Ontology annotation, cellular component: chloroplast. Gene Ontology annotation, molecular function: carotenoid dioxygenase activity.